Molecule: messenger RNA, 1393 nt
Organism: Colletotrichum destructivum
Lineage: Eukaryota; Fungi; Ascomycota; Sordariomycetes; Glomerellales; Glomerellaceae
Product: Putative SH3 domain-containing protein
Exons: 2
Coding region: 194-1006 (270 amino acids)
Biological process (GO): protein transport to vacuole involved in ubiquitin-dependent protein catabolic process via the multivesicular body sorting pathway
Cellular component (GO): ESCRT-0 complex
Molecular function (GO): protein binding
Source: RefSeq, a predicted model, not a curated record
CUGGAAACAACAUCACCUCUUCCCCCAUUUUUCAAAGUCAAUAGAUACCCUCUUCGCCUGACGACGGACAGAGACGCCCAAACUUGCUUCCCUAAUAUUGACAACCGCCUUCAUCAUCCGAAGACCCGAACGAGCGUUUCCCGAGUCCUGGUCUAAACCUUAGUGGGGUAAACUCUCAGCAUACAAAGGCAACAUGGACAGACAAACCAUCAUCGAGACCAACCGGUCGCUGCGCACCAUCAAGAAUGAACUCGAGAACCUCCUCGAGAAGGGGGUCAUUUCCGAGGAUGCCUACGACAACAUUCACGCCACCCUCCCCGCCGAGACCCCCCUCCACGGCGCCGCAUCUCGCGCCGCUCCCAACGCCGCAACCCCCGUCCAGAAUAACCCCACGUCGCCUCCCCCGACCAACGCAAUGGCGGCCCUGAACGUCAACCCGUCACCGUCCCCGGCGCCGCCGUCCUACAACCAGACCGGCCCCCCAUCGCUGCCGGCCCGCACCAACGAGAAGCCCGUCCUCGCCCACGCCCGCGCCCUGUACCGCUACGCUGGUGCCGACGCCCGCGACGUGGCCCUCGAGCGCGACGACCGCAUCGCCAUCCAUGAAUACAUGAACGCUGACUGGUGGAUGGGCCGCAACCUCCGCACCGGCCAGGAGGGCAUUUUCCCCAAGACGUACGUCCUGGUCGAGCAGGACUCGGCCAAGGGCGCCUUCGCCCCGCCUCCCGCCCAACCUCAGUACGCGCCCCAGCCGCAGGCCCAGUGGGCUCCUCAGCCGCAGUACGGCACGCCCCAGCCUCAGUACGCCCAGCCGCAGGGCCCGCCCCCCCAGCAGAACCCCUACAACGCCGACGCGCCGCCCCAGGCCGUCGCCGACCAGAGCACCGGCGGCAAGGACGGCAAGGGUGCUGAAAUGGGCAAGAAGUUUGGCAAGAAGCUCGGAAAUGCUGCCAUCUUCGGUGCCGGUGCCACCAUCGGUUCCAACAUUGUCAACAGUAUAUUUUAAAUGUUUCAUGUGGAGACGGUGGCGGCAGCUGCGGCGGCGAGGAGGCGCUGUUGAAAAUUCGUUGUUGCUCCACGACGUUCAUGGCUCAUUUGCCUUGCGUUGAACCGCCUCUCCCCUUUCACACAGGAGAAUUUGUCGGUCGGAAGAGUACUGGAGAAGGCUAUCGGAGAACGUAGACUUGCUCUUGUCUUGUUUGUUUGCUUUUUGCUUUUCCUCGAGAUCUUAAUUUUUCUAGAAGGGGUGUUUCAUUGCCUUGGCAAGUCGGAGCUGGGCCACGACCGGCUCAGCUUUUCGCUAUCGCUGGAUUGUUUUUUUGUUUUUUGGCACCGACGAGGUUGCUUGCGCAGGAAGAGGGAUCACUGCACACAUGGGCACGCUCAUUCUCUU